AUGCCGCCUAAGUUCGACCCCAACGAGAUCAAAGUCGUGUACCUGAGAUGCACCGGUGGGGAAGUCGGUGCCACGUCUGCCCUGGCCCCCAAGAUCGGCCCCUUGGGCCUGUCUCCAAAAAAGGUUGGUGAUGACAUAGCCAAGGCAACUGGUGAUUGGAAGGGUCUGAGGAUUACAGUGAAACUGACCAUUCAGAACAGACAAGCCCAGAUUGAGGUGGUACCUUCUGCUUCUGCCCUGAUCAUCAAAGCCCUCAAGGAACCACCAAGGGACAGAAAGAAGCAGAAAAACAUUAAGCACAGUGGAAACAUCACUUUUGAUGAGAUCGUCAACAUUGCCCGGCAGAUGCGGCAUCGUUCUCUAGCUAGAGAACUUUCUGGAACCAUUAAAGAGAUCCUGGGGACCGCCCAGUCUGUGGGCUGCAAUGUUGAUGGCCGCCACCCUCAUGACAUCAUAGAUGAUAUCAACAGUGGUGCAGUGGAGUGCCCAGCUAUGCAAGCAGGUGUGGAAAACUUUACCGGAAAGGACUAUCUGAGAUCUCUGAAGUGA
This is a messenger RNA of Rangifer tarandus platyrhynchus (Svalbard reindeer), 549 nucleotides long. Lineage: Eukaryota; Metazoa; Chordata; Mammalia; Artiodactyla; Cervidae. The record is from the annotation of a GenBank genome assembly.